Messenger RNA from Cuscuta europaea, 3275 nucleotides. Lineage: Eukaryota; Viridiplantae; Streptophyta; Magnoliopsida; Solanales; Convolvulaceae. The record is from the annotation of a GenBank genome assembly.
AAGGAAUGAAACACACGGUGUUCACGUUGAGAAUUUCUCUGCCUUCUCACUAGAAAAUUUUCGCACCCCCAACGGUCGAAAUUUUCUUGGUUGCUCGAACACUUGCUCUUCAUUUUGGUGAAUUUUCCCACGUUUAAUCUUCUCAAAAACAGUUUUCCCAAGCUCGGAAUUCAUUUUUCUUUCAUUUCCAUCGAUUGGAUUUGGAAAAAUUUGAAUUUUUGUAGCCCGGUUGCUAUUUUUGGAAAGAUUUUGUGCACAGAUUUACUGUUCUUCGCAGAAUCAAGAUUUUUUAUUCUGACCAACUUUUGACGAUUGUUUGUUGAUAAGGAGGAUUGUUUGGGGGUCGCCAUCCCUUGGCGCACCUCCCCAUCUGGUUUCCGGCCGCCGGGAGGUCCGCCGUACUGAGUUUCAGUACUAGCCGUUGCAGCGGGCUACUGUACACCGGCGGAGCUUUGACUGCAGAUUCCGGACAACUCCGACGUUCACUUCAAAUUCUGAGCAUAGUCUAGGGUUCGCCUGGUCUAGGCGAUCAUUUUGACACUGGUUUCAGCACCUACAACAAAGAUUUGAAGAAGCACAACACUAUUCAUGCCACUGUGCAUACUAUGUGCAGGUAUGCAGUAGUUUGCUAAUUGUUUUCUUCUUUUUGUAGGUCUUGGGGCAAAACGAAAUAUAUAUUGGGGAUCGCCAUUACUUGGAGAUCAACAUAUAUUUUUUCCAGAAUUUUCUGAGCACUUUGGGUUGUGAAGGGUGUUGUUCAUCGUCUUCCUCGUUGAGCUUGAGCUAUGACCAGGAAGAACAAGCAGCAAUGGAAGAGGACAAGUUGAAGAAGAAGGCCACUAUGAAGGAGGGUAUCCCUUCCUCUAACCCCAUCUUCUCAAAUUCGUCUGGAGCUUUUGCCGCGGCACAUAAGGCAACUGGCUCCUCACAAGCCGCGGCUUCCGUGGUCAAGGGGGCACAAGGGGGCAUGGCUGCGGCAUCCGGGGCCACAGGGGGACAAGAGGGUUAUGCCGCGGCAUCCGGGGCCACAGUGGGACAACAAGGUUAUGCCGCGGCAUCUACCAAGGCCAAGGCAUCCCUGGGUUCUUUUGCGGAGAAGCUUCUGGGGUUGGACUCCAACUCUUCCAAUGCCGCGGCAUCAAAUGAUCUAACACUAGCAAUCAAACCUGCUGUGGACAUGGAUGCCCAUAUCAUUGAGACAUCAGAUGAGAACAACCCACAUGCUAUUGAUGAACCCAAAGGGUCCAUAUCCCUAGGGUCACAAGACACUGAUUCAAUUCAAGAAGAGGAGGAUUUUGAAAGAGAACCUUUGACUUAUGCUUCCUUAUUCCGAGACAACCGUGCACCUUCAAAUGGUCUCAAACUUGAGUACUUCCCCCCCUCCGGAGAAAAGCUUGAUUUCUCCCAUCUUGAGGUACCUUCUCUCAUUGACAUUUGGGGCUAUUGCUUGAUUGGGCAUUUCUCGGGUAGAUUUCCAGGCAUGAAGGCUAUCCUUGAUAUGACAAAGAAAUGGGGGGUUCGAGUUGAGGAUAAAUCACAUAGCAAAGGAUGGAUUAUCUUCAAAUUCAAGAGUGAUGAAGAUCGGGUAAAGGUUCUUACUGAGGGCUCUUAUGUGCUUUAUGGGAAGACUAUGUUCCUUAAAACACUUUCUGAUGACUUCUCAUUCGAAAGUGAGGAAUUCUUAAGGGUGCCGAUUUGGGUUAAGUUUCUUAACUUACACUUGAGGCUUUGGAGGGCUACGGAAAUUGGGAAGAUUGCAUCCCAAAUUGGGGUACCAAUCACCACUAACAUGGUAACCCAAGAGAAGACCUUUACGAAAUAUGCACGUGUGCUAAUUGAAGUGGAUGUCUCAAAGGCCCCGGUGCUUAAUUUUCCUAUUAUUCCUCCUUCAGGCAAGGAAUACAAUCAAAGGGUCCUAUAUGAGACUUACCCUGAAUUUUGCUAUCAUUGCAAGGCCUUUGGCCAUAAUCCCUUUGAGUGCAAGGUGCUUAACCCGCACUUGCCACCCCUCAUUACUGCCGCGGCCAAAGCUAAUGGAAAAGGGGUCACGGGUGUUGAUCAAGGCAAGGGAGGCGCGACUAUGGAUAAGGGGAAAGACAUUGCUACAAGUGAAGACCCCUGUUUCAAACUAGUUGCCCGGAAGAAAACUAAGGCUAAGGCCAAGCAACCUACUGACGGGAAUGGUGCCUCCACUUCUACUCAAUUGGUGCCUAAACCGGUGGGCAAGGCAUUGGCUGCGCCUAAGCCCAAGGAGCCUACAUAUCCUUUCGUUCUAAAGAUGAACCAUCUAACAAAGGAAUUUGUUGAUGGAAUUCAAACCCCGGAUAAGGAAAUUGGGGGAAAGAGGGUGAGAAGUGUAUAUGAGAUGGACAUGGAAGAUGUGGUCACCGAAAUGGAGUUUGAUGACAAGGGCAAGAGAAGCAUCUUUGUUAUGAAGAGGGCGGAUCUUCCACUUAGUCACUUUGAAGAAAGAGUUGGGCCGGACUUUAAGAGAGCGGAUGGAGACAAGAGCCCGGGAAUGAGCUUCACCCAUCAAUGUCUACUCACGCUUCCGGGAGUCAAGCGAAAGGCCUCUUGGUAUGAAUUCGAUCCCCUCCUUUUUAUUCCUAAUGUUGUAAAUUUCUUUGAUGAAAACAGCAAGGAGAACAAGGCAUAUUUCAAGUAGAUGAGGAGGAGGAAACGAAGGGAAGAAAGGAAGGGAAUAACCGAGGCUGGAGGACCCACUUCGGACCUAUACCUCACUUAAUGCCGCGGCUUAUGGAAAAGCAACAGCAAAGAGCUGCAGAACUGAAGAAUUCCGGUCCAGCAAAAACUGCAGCAGAAGCAACACAAAAAAUGUUGAGUAAAAGAAAGGGAAGUCUACUGGUCAACUUCGAUGUAUUGGAAUCACUUUUCGAUGAGACUCCACUCCCUGAUAACAAUAAUUUCAAGAAAAGCCGAAAUGAUGACAUAAGCUCCAACAACAAUGGCUACCUGGAUGGUAUAACAGAUGAGACCGGAGAAGAGUGGAUGGAUGAAAGAGAAUAUGUCAAUGAGGAAAAUUAUGCAGAACCUGAAACCUAUGAUUAUGAAGAACAAUAUGAUUUCGAAGACUACUAAAUCCUAUACGAUAAUUCUUUGAGAGAGCAUUUUUUGCCCUCCACAUUAAGGGUUAUGAGAUUGGUUAGGUCCGCAACAAUUAGAUAUUGGUGUAUAGGUGUUGCUCAGUUUUUAUUUAUUUAACUAAACUAGUAAUUGUAAGCUAGUAAUCUCCCCUUUCCCCCUCACUAGUAAUU